AUGUCUACACGACAAACACGCAGCAAGAGUCGAGGUCGAGCUGUCAGAACGCCUGUAAGACCUCUGUCUCGUGUUCGCACCAACACUUCNUUUUCGGACCCUGAUUACGAUCAGCCGACACCUGAACCGAAGACUGCAUCCACUCCCUCGCCGACAUGGGGCAAGCUUCCAGACGAGAAAAAUGUGGUCCGGAAGUUCGAGGUGCCAACUGGUACACCUUCGGUAUCUCUGAUCAGACCAGAUGGCCGCCGUUACUACAUGAGCAGCGCUUGCGGUCCUGUCAACUAUUCGUCAACGGGCAAAUUCCAGGACCCUGUCGCUAGAUCCAAUGCCUCUCGCGCGAAGGCAAUGGUUUACCCAAACUUCCAUGAACCAUCUAGACCCUACCCAAACCCCAACUUCCCCAGGAGAUCUGCAUCGCGCCCGAAGCGAGUCGAAAUAUCAACUGGACUGGACGAGGACGAGGAAGAGCGCUUGCGAGCAUCUCCAACUUGGAGAAAGAAGAGACCUGAUACCCCUACUUUCGCUCGAGCCACCAUGUUUGGCUCACCCAAGAACAGCUUCUUGCACUGGCUUGGAGGAUUCGUACCACGAUCUGGUUUUGUCUGGCUAGUGCUGAUUUUCUUCGGCAUUCUUUUGGGCUUGUCUACUCCUCCGGAGACAAAUCCAGUCCAGGUUGCAUACAAGGAAGUAUGUAGCCGUUUUGGCAAUCCUGCUGAUUGGAACUGCAACGGAAACUUCAACGUCACGAUUGAUAAUGUUGUUAGCCACUGUCACAGCGCUGCUGACACAAUCUACGACAAGUUACACAUGACUGGCGCAAAGACAAAUGUCGAAGAUCUGGUGAACUCAUGCCAGGAGUCGAUUGAAUACCGCAAAGACAAGCUCCGGAACAUGUUUGAAGGCAUGGAAACGGCGACCGCGACUUUCAAGAAGUCUCUGUUAUCCAAGAUCAAGGAUCUCGAGCUCAAAUACACCUUGGCACUCGCUAAAGCAGAGAUCAAGAUGUUGCAGGACAACGACACUUCCAUCGUUUCGCACACAACUUAUACUAAACGCCAUCUCAAUACUCUAUUGACAACAGCAUGGGAUCUGCAGAAGGAGAUUGAUAAAUUCUCAAUCUGCAUGAUUAGGGAAUCUGAAGCUGCCAUCAGUGAGCUUUCCAAGAAAAUCUCCUUCCAGCCGGAGUCGUGGUAUAGCCUUGCUCGCUCAGGCUGGACUGUUACGUCGGCGGAUUCUGCUUUCAAAGCACUCGGCAGUCCAUCUACUGAAUGCCAAACAUUCUUGGUCCGCACACACCAGAAAGUGCUCGGCGCACUCGAAACACGCGAAGGAUUGCUCAGAGAAAUCGAGCGAGUCAUCAAUCUAUCCUAUCACCGCGACUUCAGAAAGAAGAGCCCGCUCUACAUCCCCAUACCUCUUCCCUGGGUCAGAGCUCUGGGACCUUUCCCCAAUCUUCCCGUCAUCCCACUGCCUACCAUUCGUCUGAACCCUUGGUACUGGUUCCGUGGUGAGACUUACUGGUAUAAGGUCCGCACACACGAGCAACGCGAACAGAGCCUCAAGCUUCACCGACUACGCGUAACACUCAACCAAAUCCGUGAGGCUAGCGAAGGCUUUGAUGACAUCAAGAACCUCACCGAGCGUGCCAUCGUUAGCUUGUUGGAUGCACACAAGGACCUUCAAUCUCGCAGUCAGGAAGUCCUUAAAAAUCCUGCAUUUGGCACAUCGUUCUUGAAAUCCAAGAUCCAGACUGUGAGAGAAGAUCUAGCUCUGGCUAUCAAACUCAGGGACCAGAGAAAGCGUGUCAAAAACCAUAUCAAUGCAGUCGUGUGGGGCAGAUAUAAUAAUGGCAAUGACCAGCAUGCUGUUUAUGUUGUUAGGGAGAUGAGGCUGUGA
Molecule: messenger RNA, 1899 nt
Organism: Aureobasidium musti
Lineage: Eukaryota; Fungi; Ascomycota; Dothideomycetes; Dothideales; Saccotheciaceae
Source: the annotation of a GenBank genome assembly